Messenger RNA from Fukomys damarensis (Damara mole-rat), 6431 nucleotides. RefSeq names its product platelet derived growth factor receptor alpha (gene Pdgfra). Gene Ontology annotation, cellular component: signaling receptor complex. Gene Ontology annotation, biological process: embryonic cranial skeleton morphogenesis; protein phosphorylation; positive regulation of kinase activity. The record is from RefSeq and is a predicted model, not a curated record. Gene Ontology annotation, molecular function: ATP binding; platelet-derived growth factor alpha-receptor activity; platelet-derived growth factor binding. The transcript has 23 exons. Bases 250 to 3519 code for a protein of 1089 amino acids. Lineage: Eukaryota; Metazoa; Chordata; Mammalia; Rodentia; Bathyergidae.
UUCCAGCAACUGGGAUUUGAGGAAUUUCGAGCUGCACUCCAAGGGGCCCGAGCUGUGCGCGGUGGUCCCCACCCCCAGCCGUCUCACCUCGCCUCCUCCUCCAGGAGGCGAACCGCGGAGGCUGUGCUGUGGCUGCUCAGUCCUGGCGACUAGCAGGAAAGAGGCGAGGUCUUAGAGAGGGGCUGACCUCUCGUGAGGAAGUUAGGGACUCCUCUGAAGAGACGGACGUGGCCGCAGAUUUCCAGAGCUAUGGGGACACCCCACCCGGCCUUCUUGGUCCUUGGCUGUCUUGUCACAGAGCUGAGCCUAAUCCUCUGCCAGCUUCCAUUGCCCUCCAUCCUUCCAAAUGAAGAUGAAAAGAUCGUGCAGCUGAAUUCGUCCUUUUCUCUGCGGUGCUUGGGGGAGAGUGAAGUGAACUGGAAGUACCCCAUGACUCCGGGAGACGUCCCCGACGUGGAGAUCAGAAACGAGGAAAACAACAGUGGCCUUUUUGUGGCGGUGCUGGAAGUGGCCAACGCCUCAGCGGCCCACACCGGCUGGUACACUUGCUACUACAACCACACGCAGACCGAGGAGGGCGAGGUCGAGGGACGGCACCUCUACGUCUACGUGCCGGACCCUGAAGUGGCCUUUCUGCCUCUAGAAAUGACAGAUUACAUAGUCCUCACUGACACCGAUGACUCUGCCAUCAUACCCUGUCGUACAACAGAUCCCAAAACUCCCGUAACCUUACACAACAGCCAGGGGCUGGUGCCAGCCUCCUACGACAGCAAACAGGGUUUCAAUGGCACCUUCAACAUGGGGCCCUACUUCUGCGAGGCCACCGUCCGAGGAAAGACGUUCCAGACGAUGCUGUUUAAUAUUGUUACUUUGAAAGCUGCACCACAGCUGGAUCUAGAAAUGGAAGCUUUGAAGACUGUGUACAAGUCCGGGGAAACGAUUGAGGUCACCUGUGCCGUCUUUAACAAUGAAGUGGUUGACCUUCAGUGGACUUACCCGGGAGUAGUGAAAGGCAAAGGCAUCCUGAAGCUGCAGGAAAUCAGAUUUCCGGCCAUCAAGUUAGUGUACACUCUGACCGUCCCUGAUGCCACAGUGAAAGACAGUGGGGAUUAUGAGUGUAUUGCUCGGCAUGCCACUGAAGAUGUCAAAGAAAUGAAGAGAGCCACCAUUUCCGUGCAUGAGAAAGGCUUUGUUGAGAUCAAACCCACUUUUGGCCACGAAGAAGCUGUCAACCUGCAUGAAGUCAGGCAUUUUGUGGUGGACAUACAGGCCUAUCCCCCUCCCAGGAUAUCCUGGCUGAAGGACAACGUGACUCUGAUUGAAAAUCUCACUGAGAUCACCACUGAUGUGGAAAAGAUUCGGGAAAUAAGGUAUCGAAGCAAACUGAAGCUGAUCCGUGCCAAGGAAGAAGACAGUGGCCAUUAUACUAUUGUAGUUCAAAACGAAGAUGAUGUGAAGAGCUACACUUUUGAACUGUUAACUCAAGUCCCUUCGUCCAUCCUGGACCUGGUUGAUGACCACCACGGCUCUGGUGGGGGACAGACUGUGAGGUGCACAGCCGAAGGCGUCCCUCUUCCUGACAUUGAGUGGAUGAUCUGCAGGGACAUCAAGAGAUGUAAUAAUGAAAGUUCAUGGACAGUUUUGGCCAACAACAUUUCAAAUAUUAUCACGGAGAUAUAUCCUCAGAGCAGGAGUAUUGUGGAGGGCAGAGUGACAUUUGCCAAAGUGGAGGAGACCAUUGCUGUUCGAUGUGUGGCCAAGAAUCUCCUCGGGUCUGGGAAUCGAGAGUUGAAGCUGGUGGUUCCCACCCUGCAUUCUGAACUCACGGUGGCAGCUGCAGUGCUGGUGCUGUUGGUGAUUGUGAUCAUCUCACUCAUUGUGUUGGUUGUCAUUUGGAAACAGAAACCGAGGUAUGAAAUUCGCUGGAGGGUCAUUGAAUCAAUCAGCCCUGAUGGACACGAAUAUAUUUAUGUGGACCCCAUGCAACUGCCUUAUGACUCCAGAUGGGAAUUUCCGAGAGAUGGGCUAGUUCUUGGUCGCAUCCUGGGAUCCGGUGCCUUUGGGAAAGUGGUGGAGGGAACAGCAUACGGGCUAAGCCGCUCCCAGCCUGUUAUGAAGGUGGCCGUGAAGAUGCUCAAACCUACAGCCAGAUCCAGUGAAAAGCAAGCGCUCAUGUCUGAACUGAAGAUAAUGACUCACCUGGGACCACAUUUAAACAUUGUGAACUUGCUGGGAGCCUGCACCAAGUCAGGCCCCAUUUACAUCAUCACUGAAUACUGCUUCUAUGGAGAUUUGGUCAACUAUUUGCAUAAAAAUAGGGAUAGCUUCCUAAGCAGGCACCCAGAGAAGCCUAAGAAAGAGCUGGACAUCUUUGGAUUGAACCCCGCAGAUGAAAGCACAAGGAGCUAUGUGAUUUUAUCUUUUGAAAACAAUGGCGACUAUAUGGACAUGAAGCAAGCUGAUGCCACACAGUACGUCCCCAUGCUAGAAAGGAAGGAGGUUUCUAAAUAUUCGGAUAUCCAGAGAUCGCUGUAUGAUCGUCCUGUCUCAUAUAAGAAGAAAUCUAUGCUAGAUUCAGAAGUCAAAAACCUCCUCUCGGACGAUAACUCUGAAGGCCUUACUUUGUUGGAUUUGUUGAGCUUCACCUAUCAAGUAGCCCGAGGAAUGGAGUUUUUGGCUUCAAAAAAUUGUGUCCAUCGUGACCUGGCUGCUCGCAAUGUCCUCCUGGCACAAGGGAAAAUCGUGAAGAUCUGUGACUUUGGUCUGGCCCGAGAUAUCAUGCAUGAUUCAAACUACGUGUCGAAAGGCAGUACCUUCUUACCUGUGAAGUGGAUGGCUCCUGAGAGCAUCUUCGACAACCUCUACACCACCCUGAGUGACGUCUGGUCUUACGGAAUUCUGCUCUGGGAGAUCUUUUCUCUUGGUGGCACACCCUACCCUGGCAUGAUGGUGGAUUCUACUUUUUACAACAAGAUCAAGAGUGGGUACCGGAUGGCCAAGCCUGACCAUGCCACCAGUGAAGUCUAUGACAUCAUGAUGCAGUGCUGGAACAGCGAGCCGGAGAAGAGACCCUCCUUUUACCACCUGAGUGAGAUAGUGGAGCACCUGCUGCCAGGACAAUAUAAAAAGAGUUAUGAGAAGAUCCACCUGGACUUCCUGAAGAGUGACCAUCCUGCUGUGGCACGGAUGCGUGUGGACUCAGACAACACGUAUAUUGGUGUCAUCUACAAAAAUGAGGAAGACAAGCUGAAAGACUGGGAGGGUGGCCUGGAUGAGCAGAGACUGAGUGCUGACAGUGGCUAUAUCAUCCCACUGCCUGACAUCGACCCUGUGCCUGAGGAAGAAGACUUGGGCAAGAGGAACAGGCACAGCUCACAGACCUCUGAAGAAAGUGCCAUUGAGACAGGUUCCAGCAGUUCCACCUUCAUCAAGAGAGAGGACGAGACCAUUGAGGACAUCGACAUGAUGGACGACAUUGGCAUAGACUCCUCGGACCUGGUGGAGGACAGCUUUCUGUAACUGGCAGAUCCAGCAGGCACCUUCCACUCCUGGAGCCACCUGUGGGUCCCUUUGAGAAAACCACUUUAAUGUAAUGCAAAGGUCGAGAAGAGGACUUGGAUGAUGGGUGAAGAGGACUUCCUGGAUGUGACUGGGGAGCCUUUUGAAUCUGAAUGCGUGGGAUUUUUGAAAUAAACUUUUUCGGUAUUGCCUCUUGCAAUGCUUCAGUAGCAUCUCAGCGGCCUGUGAAGUUUGGAAAUACACGGACAGAGAAUAACAGGCAGCAGAAAACGAGCCUUGUGUUUCAAGGGCAUUGGUGAGAUUUCCACAUACACAAUUUGUACUGCAACAAAACCCCAGCAUUGUAAUUAUGUAAAUAAUUCUAACCAAGGAUGUGUUUAGAUUUGUAUUAACUGUCUUCUCUGGACUUCUGAAGAGACCACUCAGUCCAUCCAUGUACUUCUCUCUUGGAACCUGGUAUCAGCUGCUGUUGAAUUUUCUUAUGAAGUACAUGCAGAACCACUUUUGAACCUUAAAAGGUACUGGUACUAUCACAUUUUACUUUUUUCAUAGUGUUAAAGAGAUAAAAGAUAACAACCAACUUUGUUUAAUAGAUUUGGGUCCUUUAGCAGCCCAACAACUCAUUUGUAUAUUGUAACCUAUGUUUAUAAUAAUACUACUGUUAUCAGUAAUGCUAAAUGUGUAAUAUGUAACAUGAUUUCCCUACAGAGAAAGCACAAUUUAAAGAAAAAAAACCCUUUACUAAGUAGGUGACAAGUUUGACAGUUUUUGACAUUUACAUUAAAUAACAUAUGUUUCUUUAUAAAAAACAUGAUAAUAGCUUUAGUGUAUUAAAUUUAAUAAACAUAGAGAGCAAAGUAUAAGUAGUAUUAUCUAGGAAGUCAAAGUUUUUAAUUAUGUACUGAAUAGGUUCCCUAAUCCAUUCUACUAAAACCAGUUAAUAACCUCUGAAGUAAUGGGAUUAGAAACAAACAAAACCCCCAAAUCCUAAAUGUUCUCAAUAGAAAGGCAAAAUCCUGUGGCCAACAUGACUUCUGCUGUGACCCAGUAGAAAUCACGAUAAUCACCAAAAAGAUUGGAUUCACUGAGGUUUCUUUCAUGACUAAUGCUAACUUUGGUGGAUGUACGAACCUUAAGAGUCAGAAGGAUGCCCUAACUUCAGCUCCUUUCUUUCAUCUCCUAGCCUAAAAGGAAGGAGUUUGCAACCCUGAGAUCAUAAAGGCGUCUUUUCAUGAAACCUUGUGUAUAUCAGCCUAGCUCUUCAGUUCCCAGAUGGAACUGGCAAUGGGAACCACUAGAUUCUGCAGAAUCCAGAAACUAUGCAUUAUGAAGUCUGACAGAGGCAGGAAACUGCAUUUUUGUAAACACUGUGUCCAUUCUGAUCAGCCAAUUUUCAGAAAUGCUGGCUUAGAUUACAGGAGGCUGCCAUGGUGGUGGUAUGUGAACAAUUUGAAAAUUGGAUCUGAGCUGGAAGUCAACCAUGCAGGAAGCCAACUAUUAAAGUCCUUGGCUUCAGGUCAGUGAUAUUUAAUAUAUAUAUGGCAAUUGCUACCCUUCAUUUUACUUUGCAUUCUUAGCUGAGGCUGAGAAAGCUAGAUUUUUGUUUUUUGGCACAUCUCCCAAAAUUUAAGGCAAAGUAAAAGUGCUGCUUCCCACUGCAUGGGGGACUUGAACUUGUCCCCCUCCAAGGAAAAAUGUGUAAAAAUUACCAAAUUCCAUGUACCAAAUCUGAAUAGCCAGGUCAAUAUUUUGGAGAGAAAGAUUGAAAAGUUUUCCUGGUAUUUUGGGUGCAGGUGGGAGGAUGGAUUGUCACAUCCAGCCGAACUGUCAAACUAGUUAGUGUGGGUUCAUUGGCAUUCUUUGCAGGGUGCUUAAUUGCCGACACUAUAUGAAUGAAACAUGGGCCGUGAUUACAGCAAUCACGAAUGUGCUUCCGGCAGGUGAUGCUUGGGAAGUUGGAGAAGCAAUAACAAGGUACUUGACUACCUACUGGUGGAAUCUCAAUGCAAGCCCCAACUUUCUUGUCCUCCUUUUCCAUAGUAAGUGUAAAGGCUGAGCCAGAUUGGCCAAUUAAAAAUGAAAGCCUGACUUGAUUCUGUAGAGCCAAUUAGACUUGAAAUACAUUUGUGUUUCUAGAAUCAUAGCUCAAGCAUUCUGUUUAUCACUCACCCUCCCUGUACAGCCUUAUUUUGUUGGUGCAUUGACUUCUGAUACUACUUUGAGUCUUGCAUGACAUUAUGAGACUGUAUGAAGAUUCUCACACUGGUGGUUUCCAGUCCGUACCAGUGCUCCCACCUGAAAUGAUGAGGGACUGCAGUUUUAAAAUGGUGUUUUCAGCGUUUUCCAGAUUUGUUUUCUUUCUUGGCCUCCUGACAAGUCCGCAGAAGAAAAUUUGCUAAUCCUUCCCACUUUCUAUUUCUAUGAUGACAAUCAAAGCUGGCCUGAGAAACACAAUUUGUGUUUUUUUUUAAAUGAUCAAUGAUAUUCUUAAAAUGUGGUCUGCCAAUCUGUACAAAAUGGUCCUAUUUUUGUGAAGAGGGACGUAAGAUAAAAUGAUGUUAUACAUCAAUAUGUAUAUAUGUAUUUCUAUAUAGACUUGGAGAAUACUGCCAAAACCUUUAUGACAAGCUGUAUCACUGCCUUUGUUUAUAUUUUUUUUAACUGUGAUAUUCCCCACAGGCACAUUAACUGUUGCACUUUUGAAUGUCCAAAAUUUAUAUUUUAAAAUAAUAAAGAGAAAAAUACUUACAUGUUCCCAAAACGGUGGUGUGGUAAAUGUGUGAGAGGAACUAACUGGAUGAGGUGGGGUCUACCCAUAUGAAAUGUAUUAUAAAUGCCCCGUUCAUGUUUUUAUUUUAAAACGUGUAAAUGAAGAUCUUUAUAGUUCAAUAAAUGAUGUAUAUCUAUAUAUU